Branchiostoma floridae (Florida lancelet) is the source of this 3296-nucleotide messenger RNA. RefSeq lists its product as uncharacterized. The record is from RefSeq and is a predicted model, not a curated record. Gene Ontology annotation, biological process: regulation of transcription by RNA polymerase II. Gene Ontology annotation, cellular component: transcription regulator complex; nucleus. Gene Ontology annotation, molecular function: DNA-binding transcription factor activity, RNA polymerase II-specific; RNA polymerase II cis-regulatory region sequence-specific DNA binding. The transcript is spliced from 6 exons. Lineage: Eukaryota; Metazoa; Chordata; Leptocardii; Amphioxiformes; Branchiostomatidae. Bases 117 to 1937 code for a protein of 606 amino acids.
AAACCUCCAGACCGUCGUGGGCUCCCCAGACUUUGGCCGGGGACCCGUGUGCCCUCCCCCUGCGGACCUGGAGACACGCAGCGCCGAAGGCUUUUCUGGGCCGUCUCGGUGAUCAGAUGGACCUGUACAAGUCCAACCCCUGGGUGUACCGGGCUCUGAUCACAGAACAUCUGUGGAGCGGAGAGUUCAACAUGGUAUUCCAGCUCAUUCAGAACUAUCCAUUUGGCCCCAGUGCUGACCUGGUGCAGCUGUGGGACGAGGCCCACUAUAGACAGGUGGAGAGGAGUACAGGGAAACCACUCACCUCUGUGGGCAAGUUCAGAGUCAGGAAAAGGUUUCCCCCUCCACUCUCCAUCGCCCCUCACGGUCGGAAGAUGCUGACCCUGCACAGGGAAGCCAAGAAGAAGCUCCAGGCCUGGUUCCUGGACCACCUGUACCACCCCUACCCCUCACGGGCUGAGAAAUAUGACUUGGCCAAACUCACUGACCUGACCAUCAAACAGGUCAGCACCUGGUUCCAGAAUACCCGCAGGCGGCUGCACCAACGGCAGGACACAAACUGGGACAAGUCGCCUUGGAUAGAUCUUGAUAUCACAUCGCUGAAGAGGUCACAGAGUUCUCCGGAUGAGGAGCAGUACUAUAAAGAUUGUGGUGUAUCUUCAAGAGUUCAGGAAGAGGACAACAAGAGGGACCUGGAGGAGAAAAAGACAGUUGAUAACAGCAAGGGUCACUUCUCCCUUGGGUACAGUCCAAUCAGUGAAAAUGUCUCUUGCAAUGAAAGUGUAUCAACUGUCAAAAACAUUCAAGGUUUACCACAACUUUCAUACCUUGCUGCCAACAAGAGGUACACACCACAAGGCAGUUGUCAUAAAGGUGAUGGGGAUACCAAGUGUGCAGAAGACAACACCACACAGGACAUAUCAAACGAGUCUGCUCACACCCAAGACAAGUGUCCUUCCCCCAUGUUUGCCUACAAGGAAAACCAGACACACAUAGAUGGUAAAGAAAAGGCAAGUGGCCUUAAAGAACAAUUCCUGCCUUACCUGGAUGAUAACUCCAACCUGCAGCACUGUGCUCAGCUGUGUGCUAUCUGCUCCCAAACCUGCCUCUCAUCAACAUCUGUGCAACCAACAUUCCUACACAUCACAGGUGGGGAUCCACACUCUGCUUCUGCUCACACCAGCUUCAUCCCAGGUCUCUAUCCUGUGCAUGGAGAUGUCUGUAAUGCUGCACAGCAGAUAACACCUGGGGACUCAAGCUCUCCACACCCAGUAACAUAUUGGGGCCCAAACCCGGCAGAACCUUGGGACCCUUACCCUGCUCCUGUGACAGUAUCUGGUGACUGCCUGAUAUACACUGAGCUGCAGACAGUGGCCUCCCUACUGGUCUCUGAUGGUACAGAGAGCACAAAAUGGUACACCUGGCCAACAGCCACAGAUGGCUCUGUUCCCUCCUAUGGACUGGAGAGGCUUGCCCUGGGAGAUCAGCCUGGUGCAGUUGCUGCCCUUUAUUCUACAGACAUAGCUAAUAUUGCUGCUUCCCCUGGUGCUACAGACACAGAUAUUUCUGUUACUGUCUCUGAUGCUCACCCUGGUGCUAUAGACAGAGGUAUUCCUGUAGCUGCUGCCCCUGGUGCUGUCCAUGGUGCUACAGACACAGUCAUUCCUGUAAACAUUGCUGUCCCUGGUGCUACAUGCCCCUAUAUGUCUCCUGCUUUCCCUGGUGCUGUCCAUGAUGCUACAGGCAUAGUUAUUCCUGCUGCUGUCCACAGUGCGACAGACACAGGCUUUCACAUUGCUGUCCCUGGUGCUGAACAGCCUGCUAUCACUGUGGACACGGUGGAAACCUAUCUGAAAAGGGACCCCAACGAGCUGACCAGCGUAGCCUGUGCACUCCUGGACCUGACGUCAAGCUGUGUUGAGUCUUUAGGGAACUGAUCAGAUAAUCAUAGUUUUCUACACAACCUUAUUUUUCUGCUAUAGAAACGUUUCAACAAUCUAUCUGCUUCAUAAGUGUAAAAUAACAUCUACAUGUACAUGUACAUUACUCUCACAUUGAUAGGCAUUAAUGUCUCCAUCAUAAUGAACUUAAACCCCAGGUCAAAACUCUAGCGACCUGUAGAAGACUUUUUUUGUUUCUUAUAGAUUCUUAUAGAAUGUAGUUAUGACUGAUUAGCUCAACCCAAAUAGGCUACAUUUGCAAAGGACUAAUAGUGAUACACAGUUGGUUUGAUCCCAAAUACUUGCAAAGAUGAUUAGGCAAUAACAUUUGUAUGGAAAAUGGAAUGGUAACCACACUAACCUAGCCAAACAUCUUUGUUCCUCAAUUGUUGAUGCAUUCUGAACAUUUCAAUAGAAUGAUCUAUUUGAAAGCUGCCUAGAGUAACGAUGUCAACUAUCUGACUGAACAAGAACUAACAAAGUUAUCAGCAGCAAAACUGUCACCUAUGGUGCUUGAAAGCAGAGUGGGGGACAGAUUUGUUUGCACAUUUGCUCUGAAAAUGUGAUACAAAAAAAGAGCUAGUAAGCUUGAAUUUGUCUUCCCUUCCCGCUAAGCUCUUUAUGUUAACCAUUACUCAUUGGUUGAUCAUGUUUGUUAAUUACUGUUAUGCGAUACAUUUUCUUCCCUUUGAUACUAUAGAAUCCUGUUCAAAUUAAAGAUAAUUUUUUCGAAAGCCAAAUGACUGUUUUGUAAGUGCUAAUUCAAGUUGAAACAGCUGCAAGCAUGGAAAUGUCUUUUUCUGUUGUGUUAGUUGGAAGCUUGUUAACCUAAAUUCAUGGACGAUACCUCAUGCUCAUGGGUACAAAAGUUAGAAUUUGUUAGACGUUUUUUUUACACAUUGUAAUGUACUUGUUUCUAGAAGGUUUCUAUUCGUGUAGUCAAGCUGUUGAAUGUAAUAACGGAAAAGAUUGAAGUAUACAAAUCUGACCAUGUCAAGAGUAUAUUGACAGGAGUACAACUGAACUGAACAACAGUAAAAUUCCAUGGUGCUAUAAUCUUUAUUAUGGCAGUAUAAUACAUACUGAUAUAAAAUAACACUGUCCAAAACUAGUGCAUGAAAUACCAGAGAUCAUUCUAUGAUCCAUAUUCCAGUAAAGAAAUUAUACCAUUGUAGGAAUGCAAUAGAAUAUCAGUCAGAAUAUCCCCUGACAUUUAGAAAAGGCAAAAGAAUCAAGAUAAAUAACCAGCCACCUACAGGCUUUCUUUUUCCUUAAGUACUGCUACUGAAGAAGAAAAGCAAUUCCCUUAUCCUUUUAACACUUGCAAUUGUGUAUUUACAUGUACACCAUCUACAU